UCCAUUUCUUUGUUCCUAUGAAAAAGUAGGAUGGAAAUUGUUGGAGCUUUGCUAAAAGUUUUACUUUAUGUUGAUAUCAAUUUCAUUUAAAUGACAAACGAAAAUAGUUAAAUUGAACACCAUGAAGAUAAGAAAGAAAGUACUAUUUUGAGAAAGACGAAUCUAAAAUAAAUGAUAAUAUGAUUUGUCACACAGAUAUAUUUCUAUUGUUGGUUUUCACAGUUCCAAUGCUAGCUGAUUAUCUACAACAAUGUCUGAAAACACCAAUUGAAGAAAAUGUCACAUUGAAAGGUGGUAUUGGUGCGGGCACCUUUAAAAAGCUGGGGAAAGUGACAGAAAUGAGAUCAUGUAUUCAGUUAUGUUGUAAAGAAAUGUCAUGUGAUGUUGCAUUUAUGUCAGCGCAAAAUUGUUAUGCUGUUGAAUGUGUUAGUGAUGAUGAGUGUGAGUCAACGACAACGGAUACUUCUGAUGUUCAAGUUCUGAUUGCUCAUGUUAAGAAAAUUAAGAAAAAGGCAGGUAACUCAACCUUGGAUGUUUUAACCAACCCUGGUCUCCUGGCAAAAAAGAGUCCUCUUGCAACAGGAGGAAAUCCAGCAAUGGCAGGAAUGGCAGGAAAGUGCAAGGCUGGCAAAGUAUAUCAUGAGGUGACUUUACGUGGAGGUAUUAAUGCAGGCACAUAUAAAGACAUUGGACUGGUCAGUGGAAUGUCCCAAUGUCAGAAGAAAUGUUGCAGCUUUUCAGCUUGUGAUCUUGCUUUUUUAUUGGGCGGAAGAUGUUAUCUGGUCGGUUGUGCUGAUGGAAAAGGUUGUCAAAUAAAUAAGGCUAAACCUUCUAUAUAUAAGCCAAUGAUAUCUUAUGUGACGCGCUGGAGUACCGAAGGAGUAAAACAUACAAUUCAUUUUGAUGGACCUGAAAGAGCUGAUCAAUACCAAUGUCCACGCAUGGUACCGCUGACUAAAGUAACGCUAAAAGGCGGGCUUAAAGCUGGAGAUUUCACUGAUGUAGGAAAAGUUGGAAAGCUAAAAGAUUGUUACGAUAUUUGUUGUCGCACAGAAAACUGUGACCUUGCAUUCAUGCUUGGUCAGAAUUGCUUCAGUAUCAAGUGCCAUGAUAAAAGUUUAUGUACUACAAUCCCUGCACAACCAAGCAUCUUCAACCCACAGAUAGCGUACGUUCUAACUAGAGAAAAAGUUUCCUUAAAGACAACAAUGGAAGAAAAGUACCAUGGAAAUGAUUUAAAAAAUAUAUCUCACGUUACAUGUCCAAAAGGUCACGUGGUUGAUAAAGUCACAUUAACUGGGGGUUUGAAUGCUGGCAAAUAUAGAGAUCACGGCAAGGUUGAAGACAUUCAAAAAUGUCGUCGUAUCUGCUGUGAAAUCCCGAAAUGCAACGUGGCCUUUAUGAUUGCGGAGAAUUGUUUUUCCGUAGAAUGUAAGACGGAGCCCGGAUGUCGUACCCAGCCUGCCGUAUCAACACAAUAUCACCCUAGAAUUUCAUACGUACGGUUUAUUGGAUCAGAUAACAUUAUUGGUGUAUUUAAUGAUAUGAACGAUACAGAAAAGAAUACUACAAAAAACCUAGACGAUCUCUUCAGUUCUGGAACAUUACAACAGGAAUCGUCUAUUUCUAAAACAGCAGCUGAGUUUGAAGAUUCACGCAAUAUUUUAACAUCACAAUUUAUAAAACCUCGACCUCAGACGACCACAGAAUCUCCUUUGAAAACCAGUAUACUGUUAAUGAAUGGUGAUACUACAGAUCUUGCAUCUGCAUUAAAGAGUGCUCAACCAACAACUAAAAACCUUGCAAAGAGUAAUUCAGCUAUAAAGAACCAACUGCACGAUGCCAAAGCAGGGCAAGCAAUUGCUCUAAAAAUGAUCAAUGGUGAACUGCAACUCUCUCCAACAGAGAAAAAUGGGACAAAAUUUUCUAAUUCAAUGAUAAAUAAGGAUAAUAUUUCCAGUUGUAAAGCUAUAAAACAAAUGAAGGACGUAACUUUAUCGGGUGGAAAAAAUGCUGGUACCUUUAAAGAACAAGGGCAGACGUCUACUAUGGAUAAAUGCGUCAAAUUUUGCUGUAAAGAGAAGAAUUGUAACUUAGUAUUAUUGCUUGAUAAAAUGUGCUACACGGUAGCAUGUAAGGACAAGAAAUCUUGUGAAACAUCACCAGCUCCUCCAUCCAAUUUUGUUCCUAAACUUGCAAUUGUUCGGCCAGUAGAAAACGCCACCUCAAAGGAAGUUAAACGUCCAACUAUUUCCAAAAUUCCAAACAAUUUGAAGUGCAAAUACAAAAAGAUAUCAAAUAAUAUUAAGUUAAAGAACGGCAAAAAAGCAGGAAUAUUUAAGCUAGCUGAAGACGUUAAGACAAUGGCAGAAUGUAUGGCAACAUGUUGUGAUGAAUCGAUGUGUGAUCUAGCUUACUUUGAGCGAGGAAAAUGUUUUUCUGUGAUAUGUAACCCAAAUAAUGGCUGUUCUACAACUAACGUAACAAACGACGAAGACUAUCCACUAAUGGCAUUUACAUCAUCCGUUCAAAAAUCGGCUGUAAAAGAAGCUGAAGUAAACACGGAAGAAGAUAAUCCAAUGCCAAAAAAAGAUGAGCAUUGUCAACCAAGAAAAAUAACACGUAGCAGUAAAUUGAGUGGAGCAAAGUUAACAGAGAUUGGAAAAGUAAAAAACCUUCAAUCAUGUAUUGAGCAUUGUUGUCGUAAAGAUAGUUGUGAUGUUGUCUACAUGGAAGAUGAGACAUGUUAUACAGUAGAGUGUCAAGAUGGUUUGCAAUGUCGGUCCUUUGAGAAAUCUGCCGAAAAAGAUGAAAAUACUUUGAUUGCUUACAUGCAAAGAACUGUUAACAAAGCAGAAAAAGAGCAAGAUUGGGUAAUAGUGUAUGUAAUCGUUGGAUCACUGGUCUGUGCAUCAGGUUUAAGUGGGAUCAUUUGGGCUUCCUGUAUCUGCAUCAAGAGAAACCGUCUCCGUCAAAGCCGACGAUUGAUUGACGAUGUAAGUGAGGAAGAAGAAGAAGAAGAAGAAGAAAUGAUUCCGAAACGUAAUUACAAAAGGUAUAAGAAUCCAGUCCCAAGACUAUAUCGUUGAUAAAGUACAGUAAAUGCAUCGGUCAUCACACUGCAGUUUGACAAAGACUUUUAUAAUAACCGAUAAUUUGUUGUCAUAAAAAGACAGCUGGGGAAGUUAUUGAUCAUAGACUGUCAAUGCAUUAUGUCAAUAAAAAAAUCAAAUAGAAGAUAAAAGAUUAGUUUUCUUCAUUUUAUUUGUUUUACAGAUAAAUUAAUUUUAAGAUUAUUUUUAGUCACUAGAAAUUGACUUGAAAUGAAAUAAGCUUAAAAUUCAUUUUAGAUAUUAAAUUUUUAAAACAAAUUUUAA
Molecule: messenger RNA, 3377 nt
Organism: Xenia sp. Carnegie-2017
Lineage: Eukaryota; Metazoa; Cnidaria; Anthozoa; Malacalcyonacea; Xeniidae
Exons: 14
Coding region: 180-3089 (969 amino acids)
Cellular component (GO): plasma membrane; cytoplasmic vesicle
Source: RefSeq, a predicted model, not a curated record